Messenger RNA from Drosophila rhopaloa, 1851 nucleotides. RefSeq lists its product as uncharacterized. Lineage: Eukaryota; Metazoa; Arthropoda; Insecta; Diptera; Drosophilidae. Bases 1 to 1851 code for a protein of 616 amino acids. The record is from RefSeq and is a predicted model, not a curated record. The transcript is spliced from 2 exons.
AUGAACAUCAGCGCACUGCUCAACUCGUACUACGACCUGUCCGGGGAGCAGAUGAACCACAUCAACGAGUUCGUGGCCCGGGCCUUGCUCCACGUGAUCCACCACUACAUCCUCAGCGUGACCCCGUCGCUGGUGUUGACCCUUUGCUGCCGGAGCAAUCACACGUGCAACUUCUACAACGAGAUGAUGAACACCUUGUUCCGGCAGUGGGGAUUGGCCCCGGUGCAGAUCGUGAAUGUGGAGCGGGAUGUGCCCUGGCGUCCGAUUCCGGGUCGCCGGCACUUCAACGUAAUCUUCACCGACUCCUUUGCCGCCUUCGAGGAGAUCCGGAUGGAGUACUAUGCCCGGGAGUACAACUACAACGAGCACUACUUCAUAUUCCUGCAGGCGCGGGAUCGCCUGCUGCAGGGCGAGAUGCGGCUGAUCUUCGACUACUGCUGGCGAUACCAGUUGAUCCACUGCAGCAUUCAGGUGCAGAAGUCCAACGGGGACAUCCUGUUCUACAGCUAUUAUCCCUUUGGGGAGCGGGGUUGCUCGGACAUGGAGCCGCAGCUGAUCAAUCGCUAUAAUGGCAGCAUGCUGGUGGAACCGGAGUUGUUCCCCCGAAAACUGAGAAACUUCUUCGGCUGUCCCCUGCGCUGUGCCCUGUGGAAUGUGCCGCCCUUCCUCGGGCUGGCCGAGGACCAGGAGGACGUCCUGGUCGUGAGCGGCGGCUACGAGGGUCGCCUGCUCUUGGCGCUCGCCGAGAAGAUGAACUUCACCAUCGCUGUGCGCAAGGUGCAUGCGAAUGUGAGGAACGAGGCCCUGGAGAUGCUAAAACGUGGCGAGGCGGACCUGACUCUGGGCGGGAUCCGGCAGACGGUGGGCAGGAGUCUGGUGGCCACUUCGACGAACAACUACCACCAGACGCGGGAGGUGUUCGGAGUCCUGGCCUCCAGCUACGAACUGAGCACCUUCGACAUCCUCCUCUACCCGUACCGCCUGCAGAUCUGGCUGGGGAUCCUCGGAGUGGUGCUCCUGUCCGCGCUCCUCCAGUUGGCGGUGGACAGGAUGCUGCGGGAGGGCCAGGGAUCGCGGACCUGGCUCAAUCUGGAGCUGAUCUUCGUGGGCAUGCCGCUGCUGGAGACGCCGAGAUCGCAGACCGCCCGUCUCUAUUGCCUACUGCUGAUGAUGUACACCCUGAUCAUCCGGACGAUAUACCAGGGACUGCUGUACCACCUGAUCCGGACCCACCAGCUCAAUCGAUGGCCACAAACGAUUGAGUCGCUGGUGCAGAGGAACUACACGGUGGUGCUGACGCCCAUCGUCCAGGAAGCGCUGGAGGAGAUUCCCAGUGUGCAGCACAUGAAGUUCCGGCUGCUAGAGGCCACCUCCGAGCUGGAUCCCCUCUACUUCCUGGAGGCGAAUCACCAGCUCCGGCAGCACGUCACCGCCUCCGCCCUGGACAUCUUCAUCCACUUCAAUCGCCUGAGUGCGGAGCGGAUCCACCGGAGUGGCGGGCAGGGCACUGGAGCCCACUUCGAGAUCGUUCCCGAGGACAUCAUCAGCAUGCAGCUGACCAUGUACCUGGGCAAGCACUCCUUCCUCAUCGACCAGCUCAACGAGGAGAUCAUGUGGAUGCGGUCGGUGGGUCUGCUGACCGUGUGGGCCAUGUGGGAGCUGGACGAGAGCUAUCUGCACUACGAGCAGAGCUUCCAGAUCUUCGGCAUCAUGGAGCUGUAUGCCAUAUUUCUAAUGGUGAUGGUGGGCCUGAUACUCGGCCUGGUCGUCUUUCUCCUGGAACUCGCAUCUCAGCGUUCGCUUUUUUUGAGGAAACUAUUUUCGUCGCACUUGUGGAGAAAAGCUCGCUAA